UCGGGUCAGUCAGUCAGUGGCAAGAAAAAAUGGCGGAUGUCGAGUUGAACGUCGACAACCUGAUAAAAAGAUUGUUGGAAGUCGGAGCCCCUCGAAUUGCGCGCCCUUAGUUACACCACUGUGUCAGACACCUUGAUGCUCCAGCGUAGAAUUAUGCUCGAUGUACCUGUGAAACAAAUGUCAGCGAAGCCUCGCGUGGUUGUGGCGCCGGAAGAAAUGCAUUUAAACGUGGAAAAUUUUUGGGCGCAGUCAGAGGGAGCCGGCCAGGAAAGACCGUGUUAAUGUCGGAGGGUGAAGUGCGCGGCCUUUGCCUGAAGUCACGGGAGAUUUUCCUUCAGCAGCCGAUCCUGUUGGAAUUGGAGGCACCCCUUAAGAUCUGUGGCGAUAUACACGGACAAUACACCGAUUUGUUACGACUGUUCGAGUACGGUGGUUUUCCACCAGACGCAAACUAUCUUUUCCUCGGGGACUACGUCGACAGGGGUAAACAGUCCUUGGAGACGAUAUGCCUAUUACUAGCGUACAAGAUCAAAUACCCGGAAAACUUCUUCUUGUUGCGCGGCAAUCACGAAUGCGCCAGCAUAAACAGGAUAUACGGGUUUUACGACGAAUGCAAGAGACGUUACAACAUCAAACUAUGGAAAACGUUCACGGAUUGCUUUAAUUGUUUGCCAAUUGCUGCGAUCAUCGAUGAAAAGAUAUUCUGUUGCCAUGGAGGGCUCAGUCCAGAUCUACAGAACAUGGAACAAAUCAAACGAAUUAUGCGCCCGACUGACGUACCUGACACCGGCCUUCUCUGUGAUUUGUUGUGGUCAGAUCCAGAUAAGGAAGUCCAGGGAUGGGGAGAGAACGACAGAGGCGUUUCUUUCACGUUCGGCCCGGACGUAGUGUCCAAGUUUUUAAAUCGUCACGAUAUGGAUUUAAUAUGUAGAGCACAUCAAGUAGUCGAAGAUGGCUACGAAUUUUUCGCGAAGCGCCAAUUGGUUACUCUGUUUUCUGCGCCAAAUUAUUGCGGAGAGUUCGACAACGCCGGUGGAAUGAUGAGCGUCGACGAAACCCUCAUGUGCAGUUUUCAGAUAUUGAAACCGUCGGAGAAGAAAGCAAAGUACCAAUUUGUAGCAAUGAAUACAGGUCAAGGCACAAGACCAUCUACGCCACAAAGGAAUCCAGCCAAAAAGAAAUGACAGCCUCAUACUCACUUUUUGACACCAACGCCGUUAGUGGAAGCUCUUGUGUUAGGUAAAUUGAUUUGGCAUUUAAGGAAAUUUAUCGUUAAUUUCAUUGAAUUGAACUUAAUAUUAAACUUAACAUUAAGGAAACUUAAACUAAUAGACAGCAAAAUUUAUAUUAAAGAAUAAUGUUAAGAGCAUAACGUUGUAAGAUACGCUCUACCACUACCAGCAGUUACACCGGGAAAUGAGUAAGAAAACAAUGGGUGAGAUAUAGCGCUGUUUGAUCGUCAGAAAUUAUUUGUGAUCAUUGAAGACUUUAAAAUACAGCUCUAACUUUUUUCUUUGCGUAUGAUUUAAAUAUAGAUAUUUUAAGUAUACAAUUAUGUUGACUGAUUAGUGAUUAAAAAAAGUAAUCGUAUAUUCGUAGAACCUAUACGAGUGUGCUUGCUAUGGAACGUUUCAAAAACGACUCUGAACUUUGCCAAUACUUUUCAUGAGUAUUACUUUUCGUGUUUCAGCAUGAAGACGUCAAGAGAAGUGUGUAAGAUUACCUCUUCCUUGAUUACAUCUUAAUAAGAUAAGUAAUAUAAUAAUUACAAGCGACACUUUUUUCAUUAAUUCAAAUAAGGAUAUUUUCUGGGAAUUAUUUACCUGCACCUUGCAGAUGCAGGUGGUCCUUUACGCCAUUAGCGUUUAACGCGAAUGUUCAACAUUCUCAUUUGAGUAUUUAUUGCUUCCAUGUUAAAUGUUCAGUGUAAUUAUUAGACUUGGUGAUUAUUCCUAAUAUUCAUUUUACUAUUAUCGUCAUCGCUUUGAAGCUAACUUAAUUAUUAUCGUUUAACUGAAGGCGCUACGUCAUGUACAUAGAUAUUCUUUCAUUUCACUCCAUAUCUUUUUUUUUUUUUUUUCGUUAUAUCGUGCCUAUGCAGGUUUUAAUAUCUUAGUUCACAGUAUUUUACAAUAUUGACAGCACGUUCCAAGGUAUGUUGUAGAAAUAUUAGAUCGUUUAUUCUUCAAGAACAAAAAGGUGGAGAGAAACAGAGAACCAGUAUUUUUAAGAUAAUGUCUCUAUGCAGAUCAUUACGCCUUUGUUCGAAGGAUGUAUGCACGAAGAAGCGAGAUUAACAGAAAUAAAAAUUCUCUAAGAUGCAAAAUAUACUUAUUAAGGGGUUGUCUUUAUGAAGAAUCUCGGUUGCUGAGAGAUUUGAAUCUUGCUGUAAAGAUAGGUGGUAUACUAUUCCACUUACUUCCAUCGAUAUAAGUGGGGUAGUUAAGACACGUUUACUCUUUUUCUUGGAUAAGCAAAACUCGGAUGAUUGUCAUUUUUGAAGACUUACUAUUUCACUUUCAGAUGUUUUGUUAUUUUGCUUGUCGGGGUAUAGUUUGACUUUUGGAUUUAUUACGCGAAUAAAAUUAUUUGACGCUUAGUUUAGAUAUACCCGUGUGCAGCAUUUUAUUAAUCGUACUACGAGCUCGAAUAGGGUAGCUAUUAUAUUUUCUUCGUACUACAGGAAACAUUUAGAUUUUUGUCUUUCCAAGGGAAGGUGAACAUUCUCAGUUGUUAAAUACUACGUAUUCUUUCUCGAUAGGUUGUUCGAUGUAAAAGUAAUUUGUAUAAUUAAAAACUACGUGUAUAGAAAGUAUCAGAGAUGAUUCAAACACCGAUGUGUAUAGAGAAUAAGUAUUUAAAAAGAUUUAUCAAGAGCGUACAGUGAACGAUACACUAUUUAAGAAGAAAACAAAUUAUAUUAGACGGAGUUAUAAAGCCAGAAUACACUUUGUUCCGAAAACGUGAAAGCAUCAACAGUCACGUAUUAUCUGAAAGUGAAAUAAUCAACUUCGAUGCAUCGUUAGACGAUAAAGUGAUUGGCGAGAGUUUGUUUAUAAAUAUUUGUAAUUUAUGUUUGUUAAAAAUGUUAUUUAAGCGGCGAAGACGAAUCAUUUUUUCUAUUUGCGAGACUUGUAUCGAUUUAUUGUACGAUGAUUAUUAGAAACUGUUAAUAGAAACAAAGUAUGAACAUA
Hylaeus anthracinus is the source of this 3194-nucleotide messenger RNA. Its product is annotated as serine/threonine-protein phosphatase PP1-beta catalytic subunit. Gene Ontology annotation, molecular function: protein serine/threonine phosphatase activity. The transcript has 5 exons. Lineage: Eukaryota; Metazoa; Arthropoda; Insecta; Hymenoptera; Colletidae. Gene Ontology annotation, cellular component: cytoplasm; nucleus. The coding region runs from base 282 to 1184 and encodes 300 amino acids. The record is from RefSeq and is a predicted model, not a curated record.